Messenger RNA from Alnus glutinosa, 3587 nucleotides. RefSeq names its product protein argonaute 5-like. Gene Ontology annotation, biological process: regulatory ncRNA-mediated post-transcriptional gene silencing. Bases 332 to 3271 code for a protein of 979 amino acids. Gene Ontology annotation, molecular function: RNA binding; protein binding. The transcript is spliced from 22 exons. Gene Ontology annotation, cellular component: cytoplasm. Lineage: Eukaryota; Viridiplantae; Streptophyta; Magnoliopsida; Fagales; Betulaceae. The record is from RefSeq and is a predicted model, not a curated record.
UUACUCACACUUGGAGGCGAAUCCUCCGACGACCACGCAGAGACUGUACGGAUUAUGGGUCCACCGAAAAGUGCUUACAUGUUCUCCCGCUUUUUUCUGUCAUCAUUCUUUUUCUUUUUCUUCUUUCAACUUUCAAGUAAUUUUGCAGUCAGUGUUAGGAAAAAAAAACAGUAUUUUAGAUUCGGAGUAGUCAGGCAAACCUCUCCUAUAUACAGGCCAGAGAGCAUAAUCGAGUAAAAUGUCAGAGACACUAGCCGCCGUCCCACUCAUUGGCUCCAUCCCACAAUUGCACGUGUCUUCCUCUCUCUUCUGUCACUCUUUCUAAGCCACAAUGCCGCGUCGACGCCGUGGCAGGCAACCUGACCCUCGCCGGGACCAGCCGUCUCCGGCAGCUCAUCAAGGCGGUGGUGGUGGACGAGGCGGAGAUGGAGGAGGAAGAGGCCACGUUGAUCCUUCAGGCUUCUCUCCGGCUCCUCCACCGACCGUUUCUUUUACGGUGGCUCCUCCUCCGGCUGCUUCUUUUCCGGCGUCUCCUUUUCCGACCGUAGCUCCAGCUGCCGUUUCUCCGGCUGGACCUCCUCUGCCAGCUCUAGCUUCAUGGGAUUCUUCUGAGGCGUCGAGCUCGGCUCGGCCACCGGUUUCAGAUUCGACCUCGGCGGCUGCUCUGAGCUGUGAAAUCGCGAAGAGGCCCGGGUGCGGAACCAUCGGAAAGAGAAUCGUUGUCCGAGCAAAUCAUUUUCUGGUGGAAGUCGCGGACAGAGAUCUCCAUCACUACGAUGUUUCCAUCACACCUGAGGUUACUUCACUGAAAAUCAACAGACUUAUAAUUAGCCAGCUGGUUAAGUUGUACAAGGAGUCACACUUGGGUAAGCGAAGUCCUGCAUAUGAUGGCUGGAAGAGACUCUAUACGGCAGGGCCAUUGCCGUUUAUGUCGAUGGACUUUGUUAUCAAGUUAAUUGACAAUAAUGUUCGUGCCUCCUCAUCUGGUUCAGUGAGAAAAGAACGUAAGUUCAUAGUGACAAUCAAGUUCGCUUCUAAGGUUGACAUUCAUCAUCUUCGACAGUUUUUGAGCGAUAGGCAGCUGGAUGCUCCAAGAGAAACCAUACGAGCUCUUACUGUGGUUCUUAGAGCGGUACCAUUACAGAUGUUCAACGUUAUGGGGUUGUCAUUUUUCCAUCCUCAGUUGGGUCAAACGGGUGAGCUGGGUAAUGGUAUAGAAUACUGGAGAGGGUAUUAUCAGUUUCUUCGUCCAACCCAAAUGGGACUUUCCCUUACUGUUGAUGUAUCAGCUCGGGCUUUCUAUGAACCAAUUCUUGUGACAGAGUUUGUUGCAAAAUAUUUUAAUUUCAAUUUUUCAAGGCAACUGCCUGAUCAAGAUCGUCUGAAGAUUAAAAAAGCACUGAGAGGAGUCCAAAUAGAGGUUACUCAUAGGGAGUGUUUCAAAAGUUACAAAGUCAGUGGGGUAACAACACAACCAACUAACCAGUUAACGUUUACUCUUGAUGACAAGAAAACAAAAAUGUCAGUUGCUCAAUAUUUUUGUGACAAAUAUAAUAUUGAGCUUCAGAAUGUGAAUCUGCCUGCCCUUCAAGCUGGGUGUGAUUCAAAACCUAUUUAUUUGCCAAUGGAGCUCUGUAAGAUUGCUACUGGACAGAGAUACUCCAAGAGAUUAAAUGACAGACAAGUAACUAAUCUAUUAAGAGCAAACUGUCAACGGCCUCAAGAAAGGGAAAAUAGUAUCAAGGAGAUGGUUAGGCGAACCAAUUUUGAUGGCAAUUCGAUUGUAAAUAAGGAGUUUGGAAUUCAAGUAAGGGAUGAACAUUCAUUGGUUGAUGCUCGAGUUUUGCCAUCUCCAAUGCUUUUAUAUCAUAACACAGGGAGCGAACAAACGGAACAACCUAGAAUGGGGCAGUGGAAUAUGAUAAACAAGAGAAUGAUCAACGGCGGUCGAGUGGAAUUUUGGACAUGUGUGAACUUCUCUAGGCAAGUGAACAGAGAUUUAGCAUUUGAAUUUUGUGACCAAUUGAUCGAUAUGUGCAACAGCAAAGGAAUGGUUUUUAACCCAAACCCUUUGCUUCCCAUACGUUCAGCUUAUUCUAUUCAAGUUGACAUGCCUCUCAGGGAUAUUCACAAGCAGUGUGUGGCGAAGUUUAAAGAAAUUGGACAGGCAGGAAAACAGCUUCAGCUAUUGAUAAUUAUUUUGCCUGACAUCAUGGGGUCGUAUGGGAAAAUUAAACAAGUCUGUGAAACAGAACUUGGAAUCGUUUCUCAGUGUUGUCAGCCCAAGCAAGCAUCAAAGCUUAGUAUGCAGUAUCUUGAAAAUGUGGCCCUCAAAAUCAAUGUGAAGGUUGGGGGACGUAACACUGUGUUGAAUGAUGCUAUUCAAAGAAAUAUUCCUCUUGUGACUGAUCGCCCUACAAUUAUAUUGGGUGCGGAUGUGAUACAUCCCCAGCUAGGAGAUUUCUCUUCUCCUUCAAUAGCAGCGGUAGUGGCUUCCAUGGAUUGGCCUGAGGUCGCCACGUACAGAGGAAUUUUCUCUGCACAACCUCAUCGUGAAGAAAUUAUCCUAGAUCUCUAUAAAUCAUUUCAGGAUCCUCAAAGGGGCUUAGUUCAUGAAGGAAUGCUUAGGGAACUACUUAUUGCAUUCAGAAAAUCAACUAAUCAUAAACCCCACAGGAUUAUAUUCUACAGAGAGGGUGUCAGUGAAGGCCAAUUCAGUCAAGUUCUGCUUUAUGAGAUUGACGCAAUAAGAAAGACUUUCUUCCAGGCCUGUCUCUCACUAGAGGAUGGAUAUCUACCGCCUGUUACUUUUGUGGUGGUGCAGAAAAGACAUCAUACACGGCUUUUUCCUGCAGAUCAUAGAAACCGUGAACAGACACACCGGAGUGGCAAUAUUCUUCCAGGUACUGUCGUCGAUACCAAGAUUUGCCAUCCAACGGGAUUUGACUUUUACCUCAACAGCCAUGCUGGAACGCAGGGAACUAGCCGGCCUGCACACUACCAUGUGUUGUAUGAUGAGAACGGAUUCAGUGCAGAUUCCUUACAGAUGUUGACAAACAAUUUAUGUUACACCCAUGCAAGGUGCACUCGAUCAGUUUCCAUAGUUCCUCCUGUGUAUUAUGCCCAUUUGGCAGCCGUUCGGGCACGUUAUUACAUUGAGGGCGAGGCAUCAGACAGCGGCUCUACAAGUGAGAGUGAUCAGGACAGAGUGGAGAUUCGGCCCCUUCCACUGGUCAAGGAUAAUGUGAAAGAUGUUAUGUUUUAUUGCUGAAUUAGUUGGCCCUUUCCGUUGCACUCUGUUUCGUUUGGUUGAUUACGCACAUAGUUAAGCCUAACUUUUUGGUAAUACGUGCUUUUCUUGCCUUUUGAUGCAUCGGAAUGAAAAUGGAGUACCUAAAUGGUAUGAUAUAGUUUUAUGUUGCCAAGGCUUUUAGAUUUUGAUUUUCUUUUUGGUAUUAUAUCUUCACAUUUGCGCAACUGGUUUUUAUACUUCACCUAGAAGGAAAGCUAAAUAUUCUUCCUGAGUAUGUUUUAUGUUUGAGCAAACUGUUGGCUUUGCCAUGUGCUUUUGAAUAUUCUUCUUGGUU